This is a messenger RNA of Oryza brachyantha (malo sina), 1828 nucleotides long. RefSeq names its product probable 1-acyl-sn-glycerol-3-phosphate acyltransferase 5. The transcript is spliced from 3 exons. The record is from RefSeq and is a predicted model, not a curated record. Bases 439 to 1632 code for a protein of 397 amino acids. Gene Ontology annotation, cellular component: endomembrane system. Gene Ontology annotation, molecular function: acyltransferase activity. Lineage: Eukaryota; Viridiplantae; Streptophyta; Magnoliopsida; Poales; Poaceae.
AGAAGCCCUUUGCAUGUAGGAAUGCUCGAGACAUUUAUAGAUGCUCUGGUAUCACGGAAUGGCUUGACUAGAACUCAAUCCGUCAGUUGAUUGCAUUUCCGGAUUUGGUACUGUCGUAAUUGAAUGCAAUUCAUCCCUUGUCAUCUUAGUUUCGUGGGCUCAUGGUACGAUGAUAGGCCAAUGCCAGCGUAUGUUCCAGAAUUCUUGUAUGGGCUAGUUAUGUGCACCUGUUUGUUGUUAGCUAUUGCUUCUAUCUUGUUAUAGAUUUGCAUGAAGCAUUUGAAGAUGUUUACUUUCGAGUUGACGUGAAAUGCAAAUGCUUGCUUUGAUCUGUAUGCACUGCUCUAAGUUUUGCCAUCGCAGGUGGAGCUUGUGUGGUCUCAUUGGUCGUGGGUAUGUGAAUUUGAGAAGGGACCAGAGCUCACAUUUAAUUCAUACAUGAUGAAUGGUUCAAGUGGUUCCCAAGGGCAUCAUGUGAAUGGAAAGGAAGUGCAAAGCAUUGGUCCUUCCGUUCAGAACAAUGGACCAAGACACCGGCCAUUGACUCUAAUGAGACAAUGCCGUGGUGUGUUAUAUUUGGUGAUUAUGCCGUUGACAGCAUUCAUGUUGAUGGUUUACAUAUCCCCUGUAACUACUUUCCUCGUGCGGCUGUUCAGUGUGCAUUACAGCAGAAAGUCAACAUGUUUUUUAUUUGGGAUGUGGUUAGCCAUGUGGCCGUUCUUGUUUGAGAAGAUAAACAAGACCAAGUUUGUUUUCUCUGGUGAAAGGGUGCCCCCCAAAGGGCGUGUCUUGUUGUUUGCUAAUCACAGAACCGAGGUUGAUUGGAUGUACUUGUGGGAUCUUGCGUUGAGGAAAGGUCGUUUGCAGUGCAUCAAGUAUAUCCUUAAGAAAAGCUUGAUGAAGUUGCCCAUUUUUAACUGGGCAUUUCACAUUAUUGAAUUUAUUCCAGUAGACCGGAAGUGGGAGGUUGAUGAACCAUUAAUCCGAACCAGGCUUUCAGAGUUAAAGAACCCUAAGGAUCCCCUUUGGUUGGCAGUUUUUCCUGAAGGCACUGAUUACACUGAGAAGAAGUGUACCAAAAGUCAAGAGUAUGCGGCACAGCAUGGCUUGCCUAUUCUGAACAAUGUCCUCCUUCCCAAGACAAAGGGUUUUCAUUGCUGUCUCCAAGAGCUGAGGGGUUCCAUAGAUGCUGUUUAUGACAUCACAAUAGCAUAUAAGCACCGGCUACCGACAUUUAUGGACAAUGUUUAUGGUAUUGAUCCUUCUGAAGUCCACAUCCAUGUUAAAAUCAUUCAAGUGCCCAAUAUACCCACCUCGGAAAUUGAAGUAGCCGAUUGGCUGAUCGAAAGAUUUAAACUUAAGGACAAACUUCUGUCCGAUUUUUCGACGCAUGGCCACUUCCCCAACGAAGGAACUGAAGAUGAUCUGUCUACGCUCAAGUGUGUUGCAAAUUUUGUAGCGGUAAUCAGCACAACGAGCAUCCUCACGUACCUCACCCUGUUUUCAUCUGUAUGGUUCAAGAUUUUCGUAGCGUUUAGCUCAGCUUUCCUUACAUUUGCGACCAUAUACUCCAUACAUCUGCCCCAGGUAAUAUCCCUGGAAGCUGGUGGUACACAUGCCAAGAAAUCUUGAAUAUAUGUAUUGUGCGCGUGUAACUUUUAGGUGUGUUAUCAGCAGAAAGAUGCUGACCUUGUGGACUCUGGCAUCAUUGCCAUGUAUAUCUGUACAUCCAAUGUGAUUUUGCAUUGGAAAUGCCUCUAUUUCCACAGUUCAGUACAAAUCCUUUUAUCAGGGCCGUCGGUGCAGUCUGGUCAUUCUUGUAUCUCAC